This is a messenger RNA of Thlaspi arvense, 1434 nucleotides long. Lineage: Eukaryota; Viridiplantae; Streptophyta; Magnoliopsida; Brassicales; Brassicaceae. The record is from the annotation of a GenBank genome assembly.
AUGGAAGAAGAAUCAAGCAUGGCUCAAGCUUCUUUUCUUUGCCUUCUCCUCAGUUUUUCAAUCAUAAUCCUUUCUAAUGCAGCCGAUAUAAGCAUAGACUGUGGAUCAUCAAGCUCGCACAUUGAUGCGGACAACAGAACGUGGGUGGGAGACACGGCCUAUGUAACCACCGGUUUGACGUCCACAUUUAAACCAUUAGUCAAAACCGAUGAUUCUCUAACCACACUCCGGUAUUUCCCUACGGGAGAGACCAACUGUUUCUCCAACAUUCCGGUAGAUAAAGGUGGGAAAGUGUUAGUUAGGACAAGAUUCAACUACGGGGACUACGACGGAGAGAGCAAGGCUCCCAAGUUCGAUGUCGUGUACGACGGAAAACAUCGAGAUUCGGUCAUCACGACGACAUCGAUCAGCGGUUCUCGAUCGGAGGCGAUAUUUGUUCCUGAGAGCGGGAAUACUAGUGUUUGCUUUUUCCGUACGUUUUUGAACGAAAACCCUUUUGUGUCUACCAUUGAAGUACGGAGGUUGGAUAACUCCAUGUACACCGAUCUUGGCCCCAAGGAAGGUUUCAUUCUCCAGCAACGCAUCGCCUACGGCAGGCUGCAAGAAUUAGUAAGGUCCCCAUUUGAUCCUUAUGAUAGAAUUUGGGCGCCAACACCACUUUCGACCGUAACUCUAACAAGUGCUGCCACAUCUAUCAACACAACAUGGGCUGACAAUCGACCACCGGAGAUUGUCCUCCGGACCGGCUGGUCACGGAAGGACAUGGCUUUCUAUGAUAUAAACCUACCUUUUUCCGGAGUAACAUUUUACAUUGUCCUCUAUUUCUCCGAACCACUAAGCCUUGCUUCCGACCAAAAGCGGUCUUUCUAUGUUUACUAUGACAACAAGCAAGUGAGUCCAAGUACAAUUAUGCCACCUUUCGGUGCUGUGACGCAAGCUGUUUUGAGGGCUGUGGUGACGACUAAGCUUCCCUAUCUGACGUUUAAAGCUACACCAGACUCUACUUUGGACCCACUCAUCAACGCUCUCGAGCUCUAUGUCAUUAGUAAUAGUGGUGGAAAUGGGACGAGUUCAACGGGCACCGGCGGUGGAGGCAGUCCUAGCACUGGCGGUGGUGGAGGCAGUCCUAGCUCUGGCGGUGGUGGUGGCACCCCUAGCACUGGCGGUGGUGGUGGCAGCUCAGGCUCCGAUGGUGGUGGAGGCAAAUCCGGAUGGUUUGAUAAAAUAUAUGUUCUUGAAUGGCCUUUUUUUGUGAUAUAUGUGUAUGAAGAUUCUUCAGGGGAGAAAAGCAGCAACUUAGGUUUACCUCUUGGAAUUUCAAUUCCAUCGUUUGCUGUUCUUGGAACUGGUGGUUGGUUCGCCUGGAAACUAAUCUUCAAACCCAAGCGCCACCCUGAAUCAGAAAGUAUAUAUUAUCCUCUCUUUUCUUCAUGA